CUUUUUUCGUUUAGGGCAAAAUGGUAGGUUCUCUGCCUGCCUUGUGAUUUAAGAAAGAAUAUAAGGAAGGGGUUUAUGAAGAGGGGAGGUUCCAUUUUUCCAAUUGGAAACAAAAACUGUAAAAAACAGAGAAUCAAAUCGACAGACCAACCUCGCCUACUACUCUCCCUGCACAUAUGCUCGAUGCAACUUUUUCAGUUGUUGUGGCUGUUGGCUGUGGAUGCAAGAAAAUAACUAGAAAUAGCUGCAACUGCAGCCAAAUAAGCUGCACUGAUGCAGCGACAGUCACCGUACCAUGUUUAAUUUUAAUACAGGACCUUGUUUUUUCUCAUCUCCUUUUUCCUGCGUGCAUCAGCAGUUCAGUGUAUGCAGCCCCUGAUUACAGCAAUUUAUCAGAGGUUGGCUGGGACACGCGGCAGGACUCGCCCUGUCGUUCGUACGUUUAUACCAUCUAAAUCUUGCCCUAGCAAAUGCUGUUCGUUCUAAGCAUUUCAUUCCGAGAUUUUCUCGCAGAUUUCUGGCGCCGUACUGAGCAUUAUUAUGUUCUGCUUUGAUUUUUUUUUAUUGUGGUGUUCGGCUUAGUCUGUAGUUAUUGCUUGCAGGGUCAUAAACAGGGAAUGGUCCAAUGCUGAAUUCAUGAUGGUAGCAUGUAUCUCCUUUUUUCCUUCUUCUUGUAGUGCUAAUUAACAUAGAUAUGAGAUAAGAUAGGCGCAUGCGCAUGCGGCAUGCCUUCAGUUUAUCUAUGUUUUCUCACAUGUUGCUUGUAUUGCGCAUUACGGUAUGACCUUUAGUGAUCACCCUUAUGCGUCAGACCUCAGCUACACAUGGUUCAGUUUCUGAUUUUGCUUCAGCUCCAAGAGACCCCUAACCUUGAACUCUUCAUCUGUAUAUAUGUCUGAUAAGAGUUGCUAGAAAAAUCUGUCCUCUAGCCAAGGCAGGAAAAAAAACUUUGCUCAGUAUUUCCAAUGGCCAAUAAGAAAUUUCAAUCUAAUCUUAGUCAGCUGUCCUGAAUCAUCAAUAAAAAGCUGCAUCAUGGUCCUCAGGCCACAUAUAAUUGCCAUAUCAAUAUGGUGUCAGUGUUAAUGUAGGGGAUCUUGCUCCAUUGAAGCCACUCUGUAAGUACACGUAGCGUGUGAAUGCAUUUGAGUCGUUUAGACAAAUGUUGUUAGCAUUUUGACUAUUGCGUGUAGUUCUGGAGAAAAGUGGGCAAGACCUUUGGUUUGUCAUGCAAAUGUUUGAAAACAAAUCAGAAAACUGUACGUACCACAGUUUUAUAUUUAUGCCCAAUAUGACAUUGUUAUGAUGCAAAUCAAUUCCCUUUCUAUUUUUCUAAACUACGACACUAUUAAAGAAAAUAUGCAUCUUCGUCUCAUGUCUAUAAGCAUCAAUAAUAUUUGUCUGUUAACAACAUGGUGCAUCCUUUUAUAUAAUCAUGACAGUGUAGUUGAAUGCCGACAAGACAUGGAACUCAAUAGUGUAAUACUUGAGAUAUUGCCAUUGUUUCGCCUACUCUAAUAGAUUGUCCUGCUGCUUGUCCAGUCUGCUAGAUCGCAUACAUUAGCUCCAGUGUACAAUUUCUUGGCAACGUGCAAGGCUGGUCGUAUCACAAGGUGUUUUGCCAGUCAAAUAAGUGUGAACAUAUAAAUCUGUUACUUCAUACUAAAGUGAGCUCCAUAUGCAAUAGAAUAUGUAGUAUCCCAACUUUCCCUACCAUGGAGGGGAGAUGAAAGAGAAUAAGUGGUGAAUACUGUUUAUUUAUUUCUUGAUACCGGAUGCAAAAAUAAACAACAUGUAUUAAAAAUGUUUUAACCUGACAAUUACUCUCCGUUCCAAACUAUAAGUUGUUCUAACUUUCAUAGAGUCAAAGCAUCUUAGGUUUCAUCAAAAUUAUAGAGAGAGUUCUAAAGACUUAUAGCAUCAAAUGGUUAUAUUAUGAAAAUACAAUUAAUAGAGAAUCCAAUAAUAUUAUUUGUUACCAUAAAUGCUAUUAUUUUAUUAUAUAAAUCUGGUCAAAUUUGAGGCACUUUGAUUCUCUAAAAAAGUUAAAAUAAUCUAUAAUUUAGAAUGAAUGGAAUAUAUAUUUUUCUCCUUCUCUCUCAUUCUUCAGUCUUGACCUCCUUAGAGCUGUCCUCAGUCCUCGAAAGGGUGCCUUGAAGCCCAUGUGCAUGGGUAGAUUAGGUGGCAUGUAUAUUAUUUGGCAGUCUAAGAAUAGAAAAGGUCCUCUAGGCCUGAGAGUCCUCUGCUGGUUUUACUUUAAUUAUAAUCUGGCAGCUUUAAAUCUUGGCUCCUGUUUUGCUUUUACCUGUUUAUCAUAUUGAAAGUUGUGACACAGGAAAGGGCGCGUGAGCUGCUUUCCCUUUUCUCCCAUUUGUUUUAUUCUUACAAGGAGCCUGCAAAAACGUUUGAUGCAAGAAUGCCCCAUUUGUUUUGGCCUGAUCACAUGGCACCACUAUGAUGACUCUUUAAUCAAAGCCUCAUCGAUAAUCAACUCUGUUAUACUAAGCCUUGGGAGGCGAGUUUUUGGUUCCUUGUGGGUGCUUUUGAAGCAAGUACAGCUAUUCAUUAACCCGCCCAAACUUAUUAUCUGACAAUAAGGUAUAUAUACACACACAUAUAGAAUUUCGUAUUUUCCUUCGUGACUACAAAGUACAAGAAAUGGAUUCUUGAAUCCAUUUUUUUUUUUGUAAAAGAAUGUUUUUUAGUGAUCCUUCAGCAUUUGAACUCAGCAAGGGUGCUCCGAGCCACCAAAUGUUUGAAGUAAAAGAAGGCGAGGAACUGAACGGUCUCGGGAACUAUUUUCUUUGACUCAAAAGAAAAGAGAAACUACUUUCAAAUAAUGAUGACUAUCAAUAUGAUCAUGCUAAUGGUUAGUAAAGUACUAUGACAUAUGGUUAGUAAACUUCUGAUGCCCAUGUUACCUAUGCAGCUCUUUGCUUUCCGGCCAGACUUACGGCGUGCCAAACUUGUUCAUCUGUUCCUUCAGUUCAUGUUCAUGCCGUUUCUUGCCAAAAGUCUAGCGUUGAAAAAAAGCGCCGCACUCUGGAAACGAAGCCAACAGGCUCCAACUGGACAAGAUCCGGUCUUUCUAACACCUCUUGUGCUACUAAAGACAUCCCACUCUCUCACCUUGCUACUGAUUUCCCAAAAGGCCCAAGCUUCGUUCUUAUCCCCUCAGUCAGCUGGACAGCUGUGUGCAUGGCAGGCUGUAGUAGUGUCCAAGCAAAACAGGCACAGGUUCAGGUUCUGCAAAUUUGGAUGGAGGGAAGGGAGGGUAUUGCAGUUGGCCGCGAAUCCGGCCACGGCAGCAUGUUCAGAGCAGCAGACAUCGCCAUGGCGGAGGCGCAAGAAGCAGCAGCGAAAGGCUACCAGUCCUCUCCAUCCUCGCCGUCGACGUCCCCCACGCCGUCGCCGCCAGCGGCUGCGGCUGGCCACGCCGGGGACGCCGCCGCGACUCCGCUUGCCUGGAGCUUGGGCGGCGAGACGCCGAGUGGGGCCGUGGUGGUGGACAACGGCACGCAAACGGCCGGGCAGAGCGAGCACGCCAGCCUGAGCUCCGGGCGCCGCCGGGGCCGGCCGCGCGGUUCCGGGAGGCGCCAGAUCCUAGCCACUCUAGGGGAAUGGUACGCGCUGUCAGCCGGCGGGAGCUUCACGCCUCAUGUCAUCAUCGUGGGUACUGGGGAGGAUGUGGCGGCGCGCAUCAUGUCGUUUUCUCAGAAGGGUCCACGCUCGGUCUGCAUCCUCUCUGCCAACGGGUCAAUCUCUAAUGUAACACUGAGGCAGCCGGAUGCAUCUGGGAGCACCUUCACCUACGAGGGCCGUUUCGAGAUCCUGCAGCUGAUGGGCUCCUUCACAAUGGCCGAGGAAGGCCGGAGGAGAACCGGCGGGCUGAGCGUCUCUCUUGCUGGCCCUGACGGCCGCGUAGUCGGCGGCGUAGUGGCUGGGAUGCUGCGUGCUGCAAGUCCUAUACAGGUGAUCGUCGGAAGCUUCCUGCCCAACAGCCUGAAGCAGCACCAGAGGAGGAGGAUGAGCAUGCAGCAGCCUUCCCCCGUUCCGGCGUUACCAGCACCCGUGGCACCCCCGCCGCCGGUGCUUACCGCGGCCACCCCGAUCUCGCAGGCAGGUCCCGGGAACGGGUUCCACGCACCGCCGCCGCCGCACUCCGCAGCACCUCCCCAGCCCCACGCCAACGCCAUGAACCUGAACGCGACGACGACGGGCUUCACCAUGGUCGGCUGGCCUGCAAGCUCGCCGCAGCCCAUGGCGUACAGGGCUUCACCUGACAUCAACGUCAGCUUGACUCCCCAGGAGUAGGAUCGCUGGGCUCGUCUUCUUCCUUUUUCUUUCUUUUUUUUUUCUUUCCCUGGGCUGACACGUUUUGGGUGGGAGAGAGGAAACAGAGCGUGGCUGAUGCUCUGAAUGAGAUUAUGGACUAAUCUGGUGUUAAUUUUAGGGUAGGGCGUGCCAACUUGUUUGGGUUGCUGCUUUCGGCCGUCAUGGCUGUGGAUGUUGAUUUAGUUCUAGUUCUAGUCAGUCAGUCCUAUUCAGUUUCUGUCUUUCUGCGCUGCAGCUAUUUAGCAUGUCCUGUUAUUGGUGAAUCUUUUCUGAUGAUAGAGGGAGGAAUCAUCUUCUGAUGACAGAGGAAUCAGUUCUGUUAUUUG
This is a messenger RNA of Zea mays, 4658 nucleotides long. RefSeq lists its product as uncharacterized. The transcript has 7 exons. Gene Ontology annotation, molecular function: minor groove of adenine-thymine-rich DNA binding. NCBI's taxonomy places the organism in Eukaryota, Viridiplantae, Streptophyta, Magnoliopsida, Poales, Poaceae. The coding region runs from base 3196 to 4311 and encodes 371 amino acids. The record is from RefSeq and is a predicted model, not a curated record.